AUGGAAGGCAUGGAAUCCACAUCAAGUCCAAUAACCAGUAACAGCUCGGAUCCCUUAUUUUCCGCUUCUUUACCUAAAACGUCAUCUACGUCUCCACAUGAUUCAGACAAUUACCACAGUCACGUGCCCCAAGAUACUUACACGAACCGCAGUCGUAGCAGUCCACACAAUCAAAGUAUAGCUAGUGGUGUCACUACUGCUUUCAAUCACUACACGACAUUGACGCCUCUUCAGCCACUUCCACCUAUUUCCACGGUUACCAGUCUUGCUGGCAAAUUCAACCGAUCCAGAGCAGGUUCACCAACAAUAAGUGAAUCAGUUGUAGGUGGUGUACCGUCUUGCAGCGGUACCUUGUAUUUUCACCAAACUUCUACAAGUGCCAUGCCAGGUUCUUUGAAUUUCGGCUCAUUUGCAUAUAAUGUCAAUAUAAAGUAUGUGUAUGACCUAAAAAAUGAACCCGAUCCAGAUGACAAUCCAACAGCAGAUGCAAAUAAUGAUAGCAGGAAUAACUACGGUACACCAGAUCCUCUGCACCAACAACUGCAUCACCUGACAGAAUCAUUUUCUCCUGCCCAAUCUCCAUAUGGAUCCGGUACAUAUAAUGCUGCCUUAGAAACAAAGCAAGAAAAAUUAGGUUUCGUUAGUUCAACUUCCUACAACACAUUUAAUGGUGCAACCGAUAUUCGUGAUACAAUGACCGCAGUGACCAAUGAAUCUUCGCCAUUACUGGAUGAUGUAAUACCUAGAGCUGGAUCACCGGAUUCUGGAAGUGAUAUGGAUGAACUAAAUACCAAAGAUCUUGCGCAGAGAAUUUCCGCUGAAUUAAAGAGAUAUUCAAUUCCCCAGGCAAUCUUUGCUCAGCGUGUUUUAUGCAGGUCACAAGGGACAUUAUCGGAUUUAUUAAGGAACCCAAAACCAUGGUCAAAGCUUAAAAGUGGUCGUGAAACGUUUCGGCGUAUGGCGAAGUGGUUGCAGGAACCGGAACUCCAAAGGAUGUCAGCCCUACGCUUAGCCGCCUGUAAAAGGAAAGAUGAACAACAAAUCAAUGGUACAUCCCAACCAGUAACUCCCAAGAAGCCACGUUUAGUUUUCACGGAUAUUCAAAGACGUACAUUGCAGGCUAUUUUCAAAGAGACAAAACGGCCGUCACGUGAAAUGCAGUUAACAAUAUCGCAACAACUACAUUUAGAUCCAACAACGGUUGCCAAUUUUUUCAUGAAUGCACGUCGUCGUGGUCAUGAUCGUAGUAGGCAGGAAGAAGAACAGCAGCAGCAACAGCAACAGCACCAGCGAACAACUUUAGAUUCGAGUACAAAUGGUGAAACAGUGCUAAGUGUAGCACCACCACCACCACCAGUUUUCGAACAACUGUGA
Molecule: messenger RNA, 1374 nt
Organism: Thelazia callipaeda (thelaziosis nematode)
Lineage: Eukaryota; Metazoa; Nematoda; Chromadorea; Rhabditida; Thelaziidae
Source: the annotation of a GenBank genome assembly